This is a messenger RNA of Sphaeramia orbicularis (orbiculate cardinalfish), 204 nucleotides long. Its product is annotated as TOX high mobility group box family member 3-like. NCBI's taxonomy places the organism in Eukaryota, Metazoa, Chordata, Actinopteri, Kurtiformes, Apogonidae. The transcript is spliced from 3 exons. The annotation marks the transcript as partial. The record is from RefSeq and is a predicted model, not a curated record.
AUGCCCGUAAACACACCUCAGCUGCAGCAACCACAACUACAACUGCAGCAACCACAACUACAGCUGCACCAACUACAACUACACCUGCAGAAACCACAACUACCGCACCAACUACAACUACACCUGCACCAACUACAACUACACCUGCAGCAACCACAACAACAGCUGCACCAACUACAACUACACCUGCAGCAACCACAACUA